CAGCAGCACCAUUUCAGAUGGAUCUCCUGUAACUCAUUUCUUUCCCGAAGGUGUUAUUGCACAAUAUGUUAAGGUCUUAACAGAAACUGGAGGUGGAACCUUUUCUUUUGAACUUCUAGGAUGUAAAGGUUCUCGUGUGUGUAACAGUGGUUUUGGUGUGCAAUCUGUUGAUAUCCUUGAUGGCACCUUCACAGUUUCUCCUUCCGUGGAAUAUAUGAUCCUAAAUGAAAAUGGAGACUAUUCGGUAUCAGUAGACUUCAGGAAGCCUGAGACUGUUACAGGAGUUCUGACGCGGGGCUGCCCGCAUUCGACCACCGGCGGUACUUUCACAGUGGAAUACAGUGGGAAUGAUGACAUUUGGAUGAGAGUUUCAGAUCGAAAUGGAAGUCCAAUGGUUUUCAACUUUAACAGUGAUGCAAGUACCACAGAGCUUAGCCGCUUGCCCUACCCUAUAAUAGCUCGAAAUUUCAAGAUGAAUGUUGACUCUUCUUCCUGUUUUCACUUUGAGCCUGUUGGAUGUUAUAGUCCAUUGAUCUGCCGCACGUCACUCACUGAUGUUUCAAAAUACAGAACCAAUAACGGAGUUCUCAAUACAAAUGGCUCUUGCUUUGAUGUUGAUGGUGUUGAUUGGUUUGAGUUUGAUGUCAGUAUUCAGCGUUCCAUCUCUGGUAUCAUCACGAAAAACUUACUGGAUUUCCAAGUGGAAUACAGUCAAGAAAAAUACAAUUGGGUUACACUGCUUAAUGACAAUGGGACAAACAAGACUUUUACAGUUACCAAUCAAGAUAAUAAAACAGCUAAUAUGUUUUAUACGGCUGAUGAUUUUGUGGACACUUUAUAUGCAAGAUAUCUUAGAAUCUUUUCUAGCAAUUGGCCAGAUGGUGAAUUUUGCUUGGAGCUGAUUGGUUGUGAAGGAAAUGGUCUAUUGUUGUUUACAUCGAACACAGACGCCAACAUACCUGUAGAAUUUGCUGUUUAUAAUGAAAUCAGCAGAGUCAAUUUUAGCACUGAAGCAUUUAUACAGACACCUAUUGCCGAUUUCCAAGUCCACCAAACCCCAAUCUUAAAUUUUGAUAGUGGUUAUGAUGUGGAAUUGACAUCAGCCCAUGGAUCGGAUCUUCAUUUGAAUGCAACUUUCAACGACACUGAUCUUGAACAAAGUGAUCUGCAAUUUAACGAUAGCACUAACUCUGGUUUUUGUGAACUUAGAAAUGAAGUGUACCCAACUUUUGGUAAUUUUGUUGUGUCUGUGACAGCUGAAAAUGAAGUUAGUGGGCCUAGAACAGACAACAUUGUAGUACAUAUUCAAGUAGUAAUUCUUGGUCUUAGAAUGGAGCCCACAAUUAACUACUUAUCGACCAAUGAAACUAUGUUUCUGGAUUAUACAUCCAAUGGAACGGAAAUUCUUAUGCUGUUUGAAUUUGGUGAUCAGACAUCUGUAGAGAUAUACCACAAUGUGCUGUUUGGAAACCCUCAAAGGGUUAACCACACCUACAUACGCCCUGAUGUCUAUCUUAUUUAUCUCUAUGCCCAGAAUAACAUCAGCAGCGAAGCCGUCUCAUAUCCUGUAGUAGUAGAAAAUCCAGUUGUUGCUGGAGAGAUCCGGUUGACCCCAAAUUCUCCAGGACGGAUAGAUUCUAUAGGAACUGGCAAUGGGACCCUUGACGUGCAAUAUGAUUUCCUAGGAGAUGUACAUGACUUUCCAACAAAUGCAACUGCUAUGUAUAAUAUCACCGGGAUGGAGACAAAGCAACAGCAUUACAGUCUCAUUUUUGAUGUGAAUACUAAGAGAACCUAUCAUCCUCUUUAUUUACAUACUUAUGGCAUUUACUACAUCGACAUCUUUAUUUCAAACCACAUCAGUUACAUCAACUAUAGCAUUGAGAUUGAGAUGGAACAGCCUAUAGAAAAUCUUGCAAUUUUUACAUCGCACAAGUAUCAGCGAGUCAAUUGGAAUGUCACGUUUCAUGUCAACACUACGUGGGGGUCGCGUGUGACUUUUGUAGUUGAUUUCGGCGACUCGUCAACUUACACAAUAAGUAACCAGUCUUGGUUUGAAGUUAGCCACUCAUACAAUGAUUCUGGGGUCUAUCCUGUUACUGUCUACGCAUCAAAUCUAAUUGGUAAUGUAUCAGCGAGAAUGGCAACAGAUCAAUUUAUUCAGUAUCCUGUAGAUGGUGUGAAGCUUCAUUCUCAGGAAAUUAACCUUCUACCCUUUGUGGGUGUUGUAAGUGGAGUCGUGUUAGUACCUUUUUUUGUUUUUCAGAAUCAGAAUAUUUCUUUACCAACAAACGUCACAUUUAUUGUUUAUUUUAACACUUCAGUUGACAAUCCAAUAAGUAAUGAUAUAGCUUUAGCUGAAGAUGACUGCAUCCUUCCAAGCUCUGUAUUCCAGCUUGAUGGAUUUAAUCUUACGCAGUGCUUCAAUCAAAACUACAGCGUAGAGGGCGACUAUCAUGUGUGUAUUGACAUGUGGAAUGAAGUUUCAAAUGGCACAGAGUGUCGGGACUUCACCAUUCUUGAACAAAUCACUCAAGUAAGGGCUCAUGUGUACUAUAUUGAUGUUAAUGAAAAUGGAAACAAAUCAGAAGAGCCGGCUCAUGAGUUUGAAGGCAAUAUAUAUGUCCCUUUGGAUCGUCAAGUUCUUGUCAAUAUUAGUUACUCGAAUGGAACAGGAAUUACAUAUUAUUGGGAUUUCAAUGAUACUUACAAAGAUAGCAUCAAUGUCACUGAUAUCCCCGAAGCCUUGUAUGAAUACACAUACCCAGGUAUAUAUGAGGUUAUGAUUAACUCGUCAAAUCCGGUAUUUUCAGUUGUAACAAGUGUAAAGAUAGAUGUGCAGGGCGCUAUGAGAAACUUAACAAUCACAGGUCCUGGACCGAAGGAUGAGACACAAAAUGUUGAAUUUACUCUUACGGCAUCCAUAUUUGGAACUAGUGUUUGCUAUCGAUUUGAAUACUUCGAUGUGCAGCAUUGCAACAGCAGUGUUGUAUUUACAGGUGACCAGUAUAUGUGUGAAAUGCAAUAUAAUGUUACUGAAAUAAAAGUUGACCCUGACAUUGACAAGCUUUGGGAGACAGGUUUCAAUGGAAGUUAUGCCUCAUUAUUACAAGUACACAAGUUUAACGAAACAUGCAUACAUAAUGUUUCUAUUAAUGCAUCUAACAUUGUUUCUUACCAGUUUAGAUUUAUACAGCAAAUUAUAACUAAAAAACCAUGUUUCUUUCCCGUUGUAUCAGUAAAGAAACUUAAUUUAUGCAAUGAAAAUUUUAACUGCGACAAAUACGGAAAUCGAGCAUUCAAAUCUGCCGAUGUUAUCAUGGUGUUUUCAGAAGUUACUAUCAGUUGCCAAACAACAAACGUUGCAUAUUACAAUUGGAAACUGAGUGAUGAUAAAGGGCCUUAUAGUUUGCCGGACAAUGUGGUAACAUUUGGCAGCCCACUGCCUGUGCUCAGUAUCCCAAGGGCAAGCUUUGGAAUUAAUUAUGGCACUUACGAAAUAAGCUUGACUGUGAAAAUGGAUGAAGAAUGUGGUCUCGAGACCACCGAUAGUACCCAAAUCACUGUUGAGUCGUCAGACUUACAAGCCCGGAUAAGUGGCGGGUCAUAUCGUACCUUUGGCAACAGUUCUACUUUUGAGAUUGAUGCAUCUGAAGAAACAAUCGACCCUGAUUCGCAAGGUGAAGAAAGCUUUACAAUAAGUUGGUUAUGUCGUCAAAAGAAAUACGUUUACAAUAAUGAAACCAUAUAUACCAAUAUAGAAGAAUUUGCAGACAAAAGAAAUGUAACCAGUAGUGGCAAGGUGAAUCCAGAAUUUGAAUAUGCAAAAAAAAAUAACUCAUGGAACAUCACUAAAGGCUGCUUUUAUAAUGGUACUGAUAAAGCUGGAGGACACCUUACUGAGUUUGAUAAUGAAUUGAAGAUCAGUGUUAAAGUUGAAGAUUUCCAGCCAGGUUUUGACAUGGAAUAUGAAUUUAUGCUAGUAAUUUCACAAGGCGAUCGUGAGGCCACUGCUCGACAAACUAUAUUUGUACAGCAGAAUGAUCCACCAGAUAUCAAAUUGAAGUGUGUUUUAAAUUGUCAGGAGCGAACCAACCCAUCUGGGAGAUUUAGUCUUCAGUCUGUUCUUAAUGUAUCCAAUCCGGAGGCAUAUACAUUUUGGUGGAAUGUGUAUACAGUUAAUGUUACCAGUUAUAAAGAGAUAGGAGUUGAUUAUGAGUCAUUUAGUGCAACAGGCAGAAAUUCAGCCAAUUUUGUCAUCAACAAAAAUUACUUUGAGUCUGGACUAAUCUACAAUGUAGAACUGACUACUUCCUGGCAAGUUGAUUCCAAACAUAGGGCAACAGCCCAAACACGCUGGGAAGUAUCAGCAAAUGAUUUCCCACAAGUUGGUAUAUGUGAUGUAGAACCGCUGGCUGGAUUUGCUGUGAAUACGACAUUCAUGAUCGAGUGCAGUAACUUUACCGAUGUUGAUAAACCCAUACGAUAUGAGUUUAGUGUUAAAUCAAGAAACUCAAGCAUUUGGACUACGAUAUACAGUGGACUAGAGAGUAAGCUUCCAAACCGGACACCUUUACCACAAGGAGAUUUUCCCGAUUAUGAGUUAUUGAUUCGUGUCCGUGCCUAUGAUAAAUACAGAGCAUGCAGUGAAGACCUUAAUAUGACCGUAAACGUGCAGCCAUGGGAUGAUUCUGAGGAGGUAGUUAAUGAGCUGAUUGACAAAGAGGUGGAUGACAUUCGCGAGCUUGUGGGCGGUGGUAACAUCGUAUCAUCUGCCAACAAGGCAACAUCUCUCACCCAACUUUUGAACACAAUGAGUCAAAAUACGACUAGUAAUGAUACUAGUCUUGGUUAUAAAAGCUACAAUGCUACUGAAGAGAGAAUCAAGAAGGAGAAACGCCUUGCUAAACGUAAUGAUAUUAUCGGGUACCUGAAUCAAUUAAACCCCCAAGACCUUGGUGAUUUAGCAAUGAUGACAUCAACCAUAAAUGAGGCUAUAGCAGUUCCAGAUGAAACAUCAUCAGAAGCUAAGAAUACUACGAUAACAAUGGUUGAAAAACUGGCAAUCGUGAUGUCAUCGCAGGCAAAUGAAAUCGUCACAAGUGCAGAUGAUAUUGAAGGGUCUGCAUCCUCUGUUCUUGAGGUCUUAGGUAGUCUUCAAGUGCCACCUACAACUGAUAGCAUUAAUGGUUCAGAAUCUGUCAGCCAGAUUUCGGAGAACAAUAACCGGACACAAAGUGUCAUUGACUCAAUGAUGGAAAAUAUUUUAAACAAAAUGGUGGUUGGUCAGGAGAAUGUGAGGGUUGAUUCUACCGACAUUACGGCAAGUUGCAGCCGGUCAUCAAAAGAUAAUCUUAGAGAAAAAAAAGUAUUUGACCAAGGUGAUGGUAUUUCCAUGACAGUGCCAAAUAUGACCAACUUCUUCAAAGAUUUGACAGAUGAACAAGUAGACAUCCAGGUUAUUGCUCGUAAGAAUAAUCCCUUUCAGUACGAUAACUCAUCCAGUCUUGUAAGCGGUAGAGUCGUCAGUAUGGACAUGCUCAAAAACGGUAGUAGAAUGGAGGUUCAGAACUUGACUGAACGGAUUGAAGUUUUCAUCGUACGAGACACAAUUAAGCCUGCUGUAAAGGAAAAUGAGACUACUGAUGAAGUGAAAAUGUAUGGCAAUACCACUGCACCUGGCUUAGACUUGACUGUCUUGAUCUUCCAAAAUAUUGAACGUGAUAGAUCUUUAUCUGUGAGCCUCACGUCAUUGGGCCAGAAGAACAUGGAAAUUGGACAGAGUUACAACUACACAAUAUUCCUAUACUUAAAGGCAAAUAGUGCCCCAAAAGAAGAUUAUGGUCAGUAUGACAACCUGUGUGUUCUAAGUGGUCAAACAGUGAAACCAUACGAACGGUACUAUGCAAGUGAUGAUGAAGCUUAUCCAAGACCAUGGAACGACACACAUGACUACCUAUCAGAAGUUACAGGUGACACCAACUGUUUCUACAGUAACAGUCUUCUCAACAGUUUGUCAAACAGUUCUUUAACAACUUUUUAUGUGGGUGUACGUCACAAGAUGGGACUCAACAGAACUGUGAAUGGAACAUCGGAUGGCGGUUUUCAACAAAUGCGGUUUGAAGCAACGUUCUUCAUUUCUCAGUGUCUGUACCUAGAUGAGACCUCAGGGGAGUGGCGUUUUGAAGGCUUAGAGGUUGGUCCAGAAAGCACACGAACACGUACACAAUGCUUGUCCGACCAUCUUACUUCAUUUGGUAGCGGUUUUUCGGUGCCAAUGAAUACUGUUAAUCUGGGUCAAUCACCGUUUUCAAGUCUGAAUGAGAAUCCAGUGGUCUUUGUUUUCAUGGUAUGUUGUAUGAUGCUCUACCUGACCGUUAUCUUGUGGGCAAGGAAAGCAGAUCAACGGGAUCUAGUCAUGGCUGGCGUGACACCGUUGAAAGAUAACGAUCCUAGGGACAAGAUCAAAUAUGAGAUAACAGUUUUCACUGGUGUGAAAAAAAGAUCAGGUACUUCUGCAACGGUGUCCUUUAUGAUCAGCGGAGAUGAGGGUGGAAGUGGAAUCCGGGUGUUUCAGGAUGAGAAGCGCAAGAUCUUUGAGAGGGGUGGCAUCGAUACUUUCAUACUAACUACCAAAAGAACACUUGGUCAGUUGAUACACAUUAGAAUAUGGCACAACAAUAAAGGCAAGCAUCCUAGUUGGUUUCUCAGCCGAAUAUCUAUAAAGGAUCUUCAAACAAAUCGUGUCUACUAUUUCAUGCUGGAGAAAUGGCUUGCCGUCGAGGAAGAAGAUGGACAGAUUGAACGCAUUAUUCCAGCUGCUGGUCGUAGUGAAUUGACUAGUUUUGGACUCCUUUUCCACAGUAAGACUCGCAAAAACCUAAAAGAUUCGCAUCUUUGGUUCUCUGUGUUCUUUCGUCCAUCGAAAAGCAAUUUUACUCGAGUCCAGCGUGCAACCUGUUGUCUCUCACUUUUGUUCAGCACCAUGAUGGCAAACAUUAUCUUUUAUGGUGUGGAUAUGAUUAAUACAGGUGGGCCAGUAAUCAAACUGUUCGGUCCAAUUGAGUUCAGCCUAACGCAGGUGGUAACAGGUAUCAUAAGUAGCCUGAUGGUAUUUCCAACAAGUCUCUUCACGGUUCAACUAUUUCGCACUUCUGAACCAAAACCAGAAGGAGCUCGGUUUUUCUGCCGAACUAAAAGAAAGAAGGCAAGAAAGUCAGAGCCUAUUGUCUCAUCAAUCUCAUCAAGUUUGCAAACCGAAACGAAAACGAUAGAGAAACACCAGGACAUGCACGAUUUGCUGCUUGAAAAAGAGAACAUGGCUACACCACCUCCUGAUUCAAGCCGGUCACGGAGUAGAGUCAGCCGGCAUUCAACCGCAUCCAACAACUCUGUACACAUUGAAAUGAAACCAGCUCUGACUGAAAAGAUUGAGGAAUCAAAAGAACAUCUUGUGUUAGGUUACAAAGUAAAGCGAAAGAAGAGAAAGAGAUAUCUUCUGAAUUGGCGGUUCAAGUAUUUUGCUUGGUUCAUUGCUGUUGCUAACAUAGGAGUUGCGUUUUGGUUGACCAUAUCCUAUGCUGCAGCAUUCGGGGCCAAGAAAGCUAACGAAUGGCUUACUUCCAUAGCAAUAGCUUUAUGUCAAGAUGUUCUGGUUUCACAACCUAUAAAGGUUAUCUUGAUUGCUGUCUUCUUCUCGUUGGUCAUCAAAAAUCCAAUCAAAGAAGAUGAUGAUUCUCCACCACCACCUGAGCUUGACGAUGGAGAAGAAUUGUUACAUGAAAGAAUGACAGAGGAAGAGUUGGAAAAUGCCCAAAUGCUUGAGGAAUUUGAAAGGGAACGGGCAGACAUGAUUGCUAGUUCGAUGCCACCGGAUACUGAGGAGAUUGCGGAAGCACGAGAGACCAGAUUCAAAGAAAUUCGCAUGCAUAUAAUUGUUCGUGAAAUUAUUAUAUACAUCUUGUUUCUGUACGUGCUGAUGUUCGUUUCAUUUGGAAACACCGACCACAAUUCCUAUCUUCUUCGUCAGAGCAGUGUUGAAACAUAUGUGAAUGCAGCAUACAAUGGGAAGCUUAAAUUCACCAAGGUAUCAAAGAGAGAACAUUUUUGGAAUUGGACGGACAAUGUUCUACUGCCUAGCCUCUUUCCGGUAAACCUGAGCAACACUUUGUUAGGAGCAGAGUCGAUCCAGUUUGUAGCAGACCAACAAUCAUACCUUAUUGGCGUGCCACAGUUCCGUCAGCUGAGAAUAGAAAAGGACAAGUGUCAUGUGCCUGAUGUGAUGAAACCGCAGUUCAAGCAGGAUUGCCGUGUCCCAUACAGUUACGGAGAUGAAGAAGUUGCAAACUUUCAGCAAGGCUGGAAACCUAUCACAAAUGAAUCCUUGACACCUAACUAUGAUGAAAACAUGGAAAUUGGAUCCUGGAAAUAUCAUUAUUGGUACGACCUGAAAAAGCUUCCGUUCUGGGGAAACGUGGCUUGGUACAGUGGUGGAGGCUACAUUGCUCAGCUUGGCUCGACGCUCGAUGAAGGACUUGCUUUCACCAAUUACUUGAGAGAAACGGACUGGCUAGACCAGUACACAAGAGCUAUCUUCAUCGAGUUUGCUGUCUACAAUCCUGCAAUGGAUUUCUACACUAUCUCAUACCUUAUGGCUGACUUUCUGCCGCAAGGAGGUAUGAUGGGAUAUGUGGACUUUCAAGUGACCAGUCUGAAAACCAUAUACAACCUAAAUUUCAUGGGAUACGUCAUGCUGUCCCUGGAGGCCAUCUUCCUACUGUUUGUUUUAUUCUUUACAUACACGGAACUCAAAAAAUUCUUGAAGCUGCGGAGGAAGUAUUUCAAAGAGAAGGAGAAUAUUGUAGAUUUGAUAACGUUGGCUAUUGCAAUAACCGCCGUAUGUAUGUAUUUCUAUUGUUUGUUUGAGAGCAUGUCACUGAUAUCUGAGCGCGAACAAGCACCAACAGAGUUGCUGAAUUUCCAGUAUGUGGUACAGUGGGAGACAUAUUUUACGUGGAUGAUGAGUUUCGUGCUAUUUGUGUAUACCAUAAAAUUUUUAAAACUCCUCCGGUUUAAUUAUCGGCUGCGGUUGUUCUGCGAAACGGUGAUGUUUUGCUGGUAUGAGGUACUGCUGUUUCUUAUCAUGUUUGGCGUCAUCUUCAUCGCGUACACCUGUUGCGGAUACCUGUUAUUCAGCCAAUCUCUCAUUGAGUACGUUACCAUGGUUACAACUAUGGAAUCAUUGUUUUCAUUCCUGCUUGGUAAAUUUAACUUUGAGUCGUUGGUUGGUGUGGAUAAGAUUCUAGGCCCUUUGUUCUUCAUCAGUUUUGCUCUCAUAUCCAUCUUCAUUCUCAUGAAUAUGUUCCUGACGGUGAUAAUCGAGGCGUUUUGCGUAGUAAAGCAUACAAGUUCAGAAAACAUUAAAAACGAUUUGGAAAUUGUUGACUUUAUGAUAUAUCGCUUCAAACUAUGGACUGGCUUUGCUGAAAAACGAUUGAAGAAACCUGUUAAACCACCUCAAAAAUAUAUUCCAGGAAUCGAUCCAGUACAAGUUGAAUGUGAUGAACUAAAAGACAAGUUAACGUGUAUGGUGGAUAAGUUGAACAUGUUCAUUCGAAAAGAACGUAUUGAGGUACUAGGCCCCGAUUCCUUUCAAAGCGAUGUGCGUAGUAUUUUCACGUCCGAAUAAUUGCUAGCAUUGCAAAGAUGAUCAUGAUUCAAAAUAGUGAUUCUCAGUGUUGUCACGUAACAAUGUAAUGCUAUUUAUGGAUCUUUUAAUGUUCAUGAUGUCCUCGUCUUUUCGUCUUCGUGCAUUUUCUUUUCCAUCAUCUCUUACCUUUGUCGUCCUUUUUCUUCUUUUGCUUUUCUUCUUGCUUUAUCCACCUUUUCUUACAUUCAUUUUCUUUCUCUUUUCUUCCAAGUCUCCAUCCAACCUCUCCAUGCUUUUCCUCCUACACUUCCCUUUUUCUUCUAUUUCAUUAAUUUCCUUAUAAUCAGCUUCUAUACUUUUCCCUUUUUUCUGACACUUUGAUUUUUCCUCUUACCUCUUUGUUCUUUCACGUCCUCGUUUUUUAAAUUUUUCCUUUACACACGCUAUCAUCGCACGAAUUCAGUCCAUCAUAAAUUUAUUUGUUUAUAUAGUUUUGUUCAGAUUAGUGUCAUGAUAGACAAAAUAUCGCUAAGAUUUUGCAACUAUUAACUAUUAUGUCGUAAUCAUUGUUAAAGUGUAUCUCUUAAUAGUAUUAAUAUUUUAUCCAUAAUCGAUGUUUAUUAUUAUUAGGCCUAUACCUACUUCAUAAAAUAUAAUAUACGAACUGACUAUGAAAGAAUUACAUUUCAGUUAAUAUGGAAAUCUCUUUAUGAAGCAGCGAAUGUGUUCCAAAGACAUAGCUUCAAAUAAAUAUUAUGUAAUGCCUCUAGGGUAGGCCUAUUUCAUGAUGUGCUCUAUAUAAGACCGACGGUAUAUAACUUUCGAAUUACUAGUAAGUAAAAUUUAUUCGUAUUUAUUUUAUAUUUCUAAUUCUUACACUAUUAAACUUUUGCAGACUAUUGGAGUUUCAUCUUUUUUUUCUACAUUUUUGUUACUUAACACAGGAUUUAGGUGUUUUAAAGCAGUAACAUGUUCUAUAACAAAUAAAUCAAUACAUUGUAUAGUUUUAUAUCACAUUAUUACUUAAUAAUUAUGUAGAAAAUUGGAAUCGAAUUCGGUUAUGGAUUGGCAACAAUCUGUCAUCAGUACAGAACAGAAAAAUGCAAACGAAACCAAACCUUUUUCUUUCAACACACAGCUCUAUCCCCAUCAUCAGAUAUAUGACAAGUGUGAUAAGUGUGUGGGAAUUGCCCAUUAUGGAAAUGAUGAUAUCAUAUCACAUCCAUGUAUUGGCAUGAUGAUGUCAUAUUAAACCCAUGUAUGGGUAUAAUGAUAACAUAUCACAUGCAUGUGUUAAUUGUAAGGUGUAUAAAAGAAAGAAAUAUUUUGUUAUCUGAAUUACCACCUCAACAAGUUUAGGAAAUAUUUCUAGACCUUUUUAAGUGUUAUUUAAUGUGUCUUAAAUCUGUCUUUUUUUUCUUUGCUGUAUUAAUUGUUUAAUGGUUAAAAUAUUUGUUUUACUGUAGAUUAACAUACUUUUUGUUUUACAAUUAAGUUUUAUGUUUUAAAUUUUGUUUUGUAUUAAGGUAUUUUGGAUGCACCAUAAAACUUGUUUUAUGUUUGCCACUGUUGUAAAAGUGAAGUCCAUUAAAUUGAAAAUUGAAAUUGACGACAGAAUGUAUUUAGCCACGAGAACGCAUCCGUACUCUGCAGUCAGCAUGACCUUAAUUUAAGGAUAGGGAAAUUUUAGUGGUAAAGUAUACAAUGUGCUUUGUUAAUAAACACGGUUACGUCAUAACUAA
This is a messenger RNA of Anneissia japonica, 11391 nucleotides long. RefSeq names its product polycystic kidney disease and receptor for egg jelly-related protein-like. NCBI's taxonomy places the organism in Eukaryota, Metazoa, Echinodermata, Crinoidea, Comatulida, Comatulidae. The transcript has 36 exons. Gene Ontology annotation, cellular component: membrane. Gene Ontology annotation, molecular function: calcium ion binding; protein binding; calcium channel activity. The record is from RefSeq and is a predicted model, not a curated record. The coding region runs from base 215 to 9688 and encodes 3157 amino acids. Gene Ontology annotation, biological process: detection of mechanical stimulus.